Eimeria mitis is the source of this 294-nucleotide messenger RNA. RefSeq lists its product as uncharacterized. Bases 1 to 294 code for a protein of 97 amino acids. NCBI's taxonomy places the organism in Eukaryota, Apicomplexa, Conoidasida, Eucoccidiorida, Eimeriidae. The transcript has a single exon. The record is from RefSeq and is a predicted model, not a curated record.
AUGUAUGCAGCCCCAAGGAGGGAGGCAACACGAAAGACAGAGAUAAGAGACGCAAGCGGAGACAAAGACAAAGACAAAGACAGAGACAGAGAGAAGGACAAAGGCAAACACAGACACAGGCACCUGCAGCAGCAGCAGCAGCAGCAGCAGCAGCAGCAGCACUUGGAGCUGCUUACUAACGAAGCUUUUAGGAGACACUGCAUUGAGGUUAGCAUUGGCAGCAGCAGCAGCAGCAGCAGCAGCAUCCAAAUCAUUGGCUACAGCACAGCGCACAACGCCCUGAAGCUCCUUUAG